GUCGUUACUGUCAUUUCCGCCGCGGCGGGCGUCCUUUGCUAGUACCGCUUUCGUUCGUUCGUUAUGGCGGAUGUGCCCAAAAAGUCGGGGACCGCAGUUACGGGGCUGGCGGAGUGAGAACAGCUGGCCGCGGACACGGUUAAUACUGCGCCUAUUAACACGACGAGGCCUUGCAUUUUAGCCAUAGCGACGCCGGCGGUGGCGACGAGGAGACGUUCGCGUGCGAAAGGAAACAGCGGUAACAGAAGCAUGACGGACGCUGAUGUCAGACGGACUUGUUACCCUCGGGAAAGAUCGCACGAUGACGUCAUCCGCGCGAAUGGCACAUUCGGACAUUGUUGGCCGAGCGGACAUGAGACCAAACGCUCGGGCGAUGCAUUAAGGUUUCCUAUUACGAUAUCGAUCAGGCGUGCCAUUUGUGCAGGGCAACCCACGUGCAGUAAGGAUUUUUAGCAAACCCCUGUUCUUCCAACUUCCAUACAUUUUAAAAACCUUUUUGAUGUCAACAUGGAGUGCGGAGAGAACAUCCCGGCCCAAGACGAGCACCUCAAAUCGGACCGCUUGAAUCUCAGCGGACUGUACCAUGUGGGUCGGACCUUGGGAAGGGGCCACUAUGCGGUGGUCAAACUGGCUCGCCAUGUCAACACUGGGCAGCUGGUUGCUAUCAAGAUGAUUGACAAGACCAAACUUGAUGUCAUGGCAACAAGCCACCUCUUACAGGAAGUCAGAUGUAUGAGGCGAGUGCAGCAUCCCAACGUGGUCCGCCUUUAUGAGGUCAUCGACACACCCACCACCCUUUACCUGGUCAUGGAGCUGGCAGAAGGGGGCGACCUGUACGACUACAUCCUUCGCCAUGAGACUGGCGUUGCUGAGGGCACCGCCAAACGCCAUUUUGCCCAGAUUGUGCGUGCCGUGGCGUACUGCCACGAGCUUCACGUGGUGCACCGAGACCUGAAGCCAGAGAAUGUGGUGUUCUUUCCACAACAGGGGGCAGUGAAACUGACAGACUUUGGCUUCAGUAACUUAUUCAAACCUGGGACAAUGUUGGCCACCAGCUGUGGAUCCCUGGCAUAUUCCGCACCUGAGAUUCUGCUGGGAGAAGAAUAUGAUGCUCCAGCUGUGGAUAUCUGGUCUCUCGGGGUGAUCUUAUAUAUGUUAGUGUGUGGGGUUCCUCCCUUCCAGGAGGCCAACGACAGUGAGACUCUGGUAAUGAUUCUGGAUUGUCGUUACUCCAUCCCGGACCACGUCUCAAGCGACUGCAGAGAUCUGAUCUCCAGGAUGCUCCAGAGAGAUCCGUCACUGCGAGCGUCGCUGCAGCAGAUUGAGGCUCACCACUGGUUGCAGGGGCUGGACAGUGUGCUGCUCAGCCCAGAGGCCCCUCCCCAUUGGCUGUCGGGGGCCCUCUCGUCCACUUCGCCGCUCUCUCGAAUGGUCGAGUGCGGCGACCUGCUGGCCGCCAAGGCGAAGUCCUUGCCCGCGCCGCGGCAGGUCAACCUCGGCUACUCGCUUCACCCGCCGCCCGCCGACGAACCUCGCGUAACUAAGAAUCUCCCAGCUCUCCUGCAGAUCUGCGAGGAGGAGGAGGAGGAAGAAGAAGAGGAGGAGAGCAACCUGGCCAAAGAGUGUGAAGGUUUGUUGUCGUUGACUGUAACUGAGCCAGAGAAGGAAAUUGAGGUCGCGCUUGAAGGAGCAGACGACCAAGAGGAAAGGAAGGAAAAGCGAGGAAUCCCGGAGGAGAUGAUGGAGGAAGGAGCGGAGAUGGAGAUUGACCACACGCACAGCGCAUGUGUGAUUUCAUACCAACCACUGGGUCACAUAGACAAUCUCGUUAGUCGUGCGCCCGAGUCCCCCGCUUCGUGCGAGGCGGAGGCCGCUUUGAGGGUGCCCUGCUGCCAGGGCUGGACGGAGCCCACCGGCCCGGAGACUGAACCAAACAACAACUUCAACAAACCCGCCGCCUGCGUGACACCCAAGAAACAAAAGACAGGCCGCGGGGGGAAGAAGGACCAGAGGACAGACACGGGCGCGAGGGACGACUUUGUGACGGACAGAUCCCAAUCCCGCAACGCAACGGGGUCUUGGGACGAAGCCGCCGCCAGGACGGAGCCGACGGGGAAACGGCACAGCCUCAAACUGCGUGAGCGCCUUUUCCAGCUGCCUCUGUGUGAGAAAGCGUUGGCCUUCAACAUCCCAACAAACAACAAGGCCAAGAUCCUCCCGCUGGCUCAGUACAACUGUUGCCAUGUGCUCUAAAUGACACACACACUCCCAGCUGACUGAGCGUGGCUACAGGAAGUGCAGCAGAAAACACAAUUUGAAGUUCCAGUUUGUCGACAGCACGGUGGCGGCAGUGGAGUUCAUCAUCACCCACUCUGCUGUUUUGUGAAGGACUUCCCAACCAAACAAUGACUGUAGCAAGCACACUGUACAAGAGAAGAAGGCUUCACAGAAAGAAAAGCACUUGUUUCUUCUUCCGUUUGCACAACCCGCUUCUCUGGUUACAAACCUCUUAAUAUACGCUCAGAGACUGUUACAAUAUGUUAUGAUAUGCUAUACGCUAUAAUAUGCCUCUGACUGAGAUGAUUGUAUCAUUCUCUGUCCUCUUAAUGUUCCAUCCUUUGAUCACACGCCCGAAUCGCUUUUGAGUGUGCUGCAAAAACACAAACUGUUACUAAGAAUCUUUGUUCUUUCUUAUCAAAACUCAUCCGAUCGCACUUAAAAUAAGACUCCUCACCUAAAAAAGUAACUUUUUUUAAGCUCAUUUUUACUUGACAUAAGUUUAAAAAUUAAAAAAAAAAAUGUCAGUGGACUAAGGAGAAAAAAAAAAACUGAAGUGCAAUCAGUUAAGUUUUGAUAAAAUAAUACAAUUAUUCUUGGUAAGAUGUUGAGUUUUUACAGUGUGCUGUUGGGAAGUGCAGGUGUGUUGCUCAUCAUCAUGAGAACCGUGUGACUUGCUGCGCAUGCAGUUACUGUUAUUUAUCACCAUAUACCUCCGUGUUGUGUCUUGGCUCUCGCAGGACACUGCUGUUCUCCUCUCGUUACCCUGAUUGCACACAAUACAGUACAGCACCUGGUAGCUUCUUACUGUUCAUUUAGUAAUAGGAAUUCUGUUGCAUAUUGGCAGGAGUCACUCCAUGAGGAUUUGUUUUGCCAUGCGUACGUUCUGUAUUUUCACAUCCACUCAUGUCUUAUUUGAGGUCGAGAUGAUAAAUGUAGAUACAUUUUGUACAGUGACAAGGGCCAAAGCUGUAGAAUAAGCUACUGUAUUAUAUAUAGAUAUAUAUAUAUAUGUACACACACACACACACACACCGUAUAUAUGUAGUCUCCCUGUAGCCUGCAGAGCAGCGUAUCUGUAUUCAUUUCUGCAGUUUAAUGCCUGAAUUGGGUAUCCAACCUAUGAUGAUCCCAUCAUAUGGUCCCCGCUUAUAGAAAGAGCGUGAAAUCUGAUUAUGGCUCGUAUUUCAGCAGCAAUGUAAGCGUAACAUUUGUACCAAGAACAGAUUAUAUAUGGUAGUGAUUAUUCCUAUACAGUUGCAACCUGCCUCUCCCUGCUGUGUUAUGUUGUCUACUGCUUUCGAAUUGUAGGCCCUAGUCUCUCUGCAGCCCUGUACUUAUUUUUCUGUAUUUAUUUAUUAAAACUGAUUAAAUCCGUGGAA
Messenger RNA from Phyllopteryx taeniolatus (common seadragon), 3659 nucleotides. RefSeq names its product SNF related kinase b (gene snrkb). The record is from RefSeq and is a predicted model, not a curated record. Lineage: Eukaryota; Metazoa; Chordata; Actinopteri; Syngnathiformes; Syngnathidae. The transcript is spliced from 5 exons. The coding region runs from base 508 to 2253 and encodes 581 amino acids. Gene Ontology annotation, molecular function: ATP binding; tau-protein kinase activity; protein serine/threonine kinase activity. Gene Ontology annotation, biological process: microtubule cytoskeleton organization; protein phosphorylation; intracellular signal transduction. Gene Ontology annotation, cellular component: cytoplasm.